CGUAAGAAUAGUAUAAUGAAAAAUAAUGGCGAUCUUGUUCUAAAGAAUUGUCAUGUGCUUUCAUUUAAAACAUAGCCUUUUCGGCUGAAUGUCAGAUAAUAUAUAAUAAUUAUAUUCGUAGUAAAUAAUUGUAUUAUUAUAAAUGUGACUUGUUGUCUCUUUUACCUAGAAUUAAAUUAAAAUUGUCAAACUGGUUUAUUUGGUCAAGUUCAUCUUAACAAUCUUAUGAUCAAAGGGGUGAAAAUAUACCGGAGCCUCAUGUUUCUUUAUUCAUCUACUUUUUAACAACUUUUUCUAAAAAUUGACGUUACAAUGGAUAUGAAAAAUAAGAUUGAGUACGAAUUUUUAGAUUUCUAUGGAUUAGAUUUAGAUGACAAUGAAAGACAAAAAUUGCGAACUUAUCUGCAAUCUAAUCCAUCAUCAGAUAUUUUAAAACUACCGUGGGAUGUAGGAGACAAUGAUUGCAAUGAUAAUAUUGUGUCUGAUCAGGAAGCGGAAUUACAUAAGCCUUGGGUAGCAUACAGUGGUGAGGAGGACAUGAUUAAAUACAUCUCAUCGGAUACAUCUCCUCUUAUUAUGCAAACUACAAUGCCUCAACCUCCGUUGUAUCCAACAAUGGUACUAACUUAUCAUCCUAGCGAAUGGCCAAAUGGUGUUUAUGUUCCGAAUGAUAUGAGCAUGCAAUAUACUGCUGGCAUACCGCCAGCAUCUUAUCCACCUUACAUGAAUCCUGCUGGCAAUGAGAAUCAUGACGUGGGACGAGAAAACAGCAGGAGAAGUAUUAGAGGACGUGGUUUAAAAAGAGGGGAAGGUUAUAAUCGCAACAAUCAAAAUAACGAUAUUCCAUUUUAUUCUGUUCCUUGCAUCAGCGAACAAUAUACUUCCAUGUUUUGCUCUCCUAAUUUUCCGGAACUUAUGUCUCAACAGCAUCCGGCAGCCGGACAACCUGUUUUUUCGUGUAUGAAUCCGCAACAAGUGUACCCUCAACAACCAACGAUGCACUUGCAAUCGCACACAAAUUUCCCCCAAUAUCAUCAUUCUUCCCAAAUGAAAUAUAAUCGUCAAUCACAGUCAUCGAUACAGUCAAAUGGUGGAGAACCUGUAAAAAAUUCUUUAAAAUCUUUUGAUAAACGGAAUAAUCCCAAAUCCUCACGACAAUUAAACGACGAUAAAAAUUCAAAACAAACCAUAAGAGCUACUGUUAUUGUAAAUAACAGCAACAUGGAACCAUUUGUCGAUACUGCGGAUAGUAAUGCAGCUUUGAAGAAUAAUAAAAGUAUUAACAAUAAUAAAGUUGCUCCUUUUAACGUAAAAAUUGAUUACAAUUUUGUUUCAACUAGAAACGAAACUUAUGGUGGAGCUGAGAAAAAUGAUGGACCCUGUGUUAACAUCAAAAGUAGCAUUGAAAUCGAACAAAACGGCGAAAAUGAUUUGGAUAAUAAAAACGAGACAGUAUCUUCUCAUAUACAAACAACUCUUUUAAAAACUCAGUCGACAGCACCUGUGAAAGAUGAUAAUUCAGUUGAAAGUGGUGAGGUAUUACCUUCCAUGAAAUCGCAACAAGCCUGUAAUCCAGUGCAAGUAGAUGACUUACCAAAAAUUAGUACUUGGGCUAGUAUAUUAAAGAAAAACAAUAAUGAUACACCAUUGACUGUUACUGCAAAACCUACAGCUUUUAUUAAUCCGAUAACUGCUACAGAUUCUUCAGAUAUAUCAUCAAAUGAGGUACUUCAUCCGCCUGAAUUACCACAUGUAGAGCAAAAAUUGGUUCAAAAUAAUGUGCCUGUGACACAGGAAAAAACCACAAAUGAAACACAGCCACAGCAUAAAGUUUCAAAUAUAACUGCUCGAGAUCAUGACUUUGAUGAUCCACUUACAUAUAGAAUGGGUGAAUUUUUCUUAACCUUUCAAAUGGAUAAACAGACUGUGAGUUUACUCCCUCGAGGAUUAACUAAUCGGAGUAAUUAUUGUUAUAUUAAUAGUAUUUUACAAGCUCUUCUCGCCUGCCCUCCAUUUUAUAACUUACUAAGGGCUUUGCCAUUUUCUGAAACUUCAAGAAAAAAUUCACGCACUCCUCUUAUUGAUAACAUGACAAAAUUUGUACACGAAUUUACACCUUUGUCGGAGGCAGCUCGAAUGCCCAGAAAAGAUCGUGUUAAUAGACGAGGUAACGAAGACGCAUUAACUGAUGUGCAUUGUGGCAUACCCUUUGAACCUUCAUAUGUGUACACAGUGUUAAAAAAUACUUCAUCGGCUGGAGUAUUUUCCAUUGAAGGUAGACAAGAAGAUGCUGAAGAAUUUUUAUCUUGUUUGCUCAAUGGAAUAAGUGAUGAAAUGUUAGAAGUAAUGAAAUUGGUGAAUAGCGAUAAAAGUUCAAACAAUAAUCCAAACAUGAACUUAAAUUCUGAAGAAGAAGAAUGGCAGAUUAUGGGUCCAAAAAAUAAAGGUUCCAUCACUCGAUGCACAGAUUUUGGACGUACACCAUUAUCGGAUAUAUUUCGAGGCCAAUUGAGAUCUAGAGUUCAUCGUGCUGGUGAACAACCAACCGAUUAUGUUCAGCCAUUUUUUACUUUGCAACUUGACAUAGAAAAAGCGGAAUCAGUAAAAAGUGCACUUGAAAUUUUGGUUGGUAAAGAUCAGGUAGAAGGAAUGACAUGCAGUAAAACUAAACAACAAAUUGAAGCUUGGAAGCAAGUUACUUUAGAAGAGCUGCCAGUAAUUCUUAUUCUUCAUUUGAAAUGGUUCGAUUACAAACUUGAUGGUUGUUCAAAGAUACUUAAAAAUGUUGAAUUUCCAGUUGAUUUGAAAAUAGAUCCAAAAUUCUUAUCUCCAAAUGCAUCAAAGAAAUUUUUAGCAAAACAAAAGCAGUACAAAUUAUUUGCCGUGACUUAUCAUGAUGGAAAAGAGGCAACGAAAGGACAUUAUGUAACGGAUGCUUUUCAUGUCGGCUAUGGAGGUUGGGUACGAUAUGAUGAUAGUUCGUUAAAAGGUAUAUCUGAAAAUAAUGUUCUAAAUCCUCAGCUUCCCAGAGUGCCCUAUCUACUUUAUUAUAGAAGAUGUGAUACUAUUGGGAAUAAUCAGUCAAAUGUUGUUAGAUCACGAUAAGUUGACAUAUACAAGGCAUGUAUAUGUAGUUGAAUCUGUCUAUUGUUAAAAUUUUCAUUUGACAUUUUCUAAAUUUGAACCAAUUUUUUUGUAUUUAAAAAUUAAAGAAAAGAAUGUUAUUUUGUAUGUCAUAUUUUUCAUUUUAAGAAAAUAUAUAUACCUUAUCAUAAUAUGACUGUUUUAUGUUUAAAAGUCAGAAAAAUUUGACCUGAUAAGUCGCGAAAGUUAUUGUGUGAAUAGAGAUGACAUUCAAGAUUUUUUUUGCUCUAAUUAUAUUUAGAAUAAUUUCUGACCUGGAUAUAAAUAAUAAUUAUUUCGAACUUGUUAUUAUCAUCAUUAUUUGUAGUUAACAUGCUUCGAACCGAUACGAAAAAAAUUGAGCAUAAAUGUAACAAACAAUUGCUUUCAAAGAUUAAGUAAUAUACCAUAUUGUUAAAUUUUUCUAUUAUUAUACAAAACUAAAGUAGUUUAUACACUGCAGAUGAGAGAGUGAGAGGAAGAAAAAGAGUGUGCUUGCGUGCGUGAGCUAAUGUGUGAUUUGUAGCAAUGAAAAAGAUAGAUAAAAAAUAUUUGCUAUUAAAUAUAUUUGGAAAUAA
This is a messenger RNA of Leptopilina boulardi, 3701 nucleotides long. It is a transcript of the gene Usp10, whose product is annotated as ubiquitin carboxyl-terminal hydrolase 10. The transcript is spliced from 9 exons. Gene Ontology annotation, molecular function: cysteine-type endopeptidase activity; cysteine-type deubiquitinase activity. The record is from RefSeq and is a predicted model, not a curated record. Gene Ontology annotation, biological process: protein deubiquitination; regulation of autophagy; DNA damage response, signal transduction by p53 class mediator. Gene Ontology annotation, cellular component: cytosol; nucleus. Lineage: Eukaryota; Metazoa; Arthropoda; Insecta; Hymenoptera; Figitidae. Bases 313 to 3105 code for a protein of 930 amino acids.